ACAGCUGGGCUGAUGAUAAAACGAACGAGGUGAAUGUUCUCCUAAAGCAGCAGGCUGACGAACUACGCAGCGAAACAGCGGAAAGGAGAUGAGAAAACAAGUGCGGAGAUACAUUAUUUCAAUUCCAGUCCAUUUUCAGUUAUCAUUGGAUCUCUGCAAUUCCGCAGGAUUAUGAAUUUAUGUAUUACAAAUGUUCGUCUUUGUUGUUCUUUGGAGACGAUAUUGCUUUCUGUGUAAUGUAUGGCGAAAAUUCCUCAUUGAUCCACUCUGACAUUACACAACAGAUACUUGCAAGCAACCUCUGCUCAGAAUGAUACCAUGUCUUUUAGGUAAAAGCUUAGGGAGAUGGAGGACAGGAUGGUACGUCUCAGCGCUAAAGAGUCUUUCGUCAAAUCAUGCUCUGAAGCCCCUCAUUCCCACCUUUUUCUUUUUGGUGGUGAUCAUAUACGGCCAGGCUGACAAACUUAGGAACUUUGUAGCUGGCAUAUUUGUUCCGCAGUACCACUACCCUUUUCCUGUUGCUCUCUGCUUCACCCAGGUUCUUGUUUCUAUCGUCUUCAUCAAUCUCCUCCAUGCCCUGGGUCUGGUGGCUCUCAGAUCUUACUCCACAUCGCUGGGCGAGAGGCUGCUGCUGCCUUCCAUCUGUAACAGUGUUCACUCUGUGCUGGUGAUGUGGGCCAAAGCCAUCAGCCCAUACGUAAGCCUCUUCCUCUUCACUGUGCCUCUGCUGCCUCUGCUGACCGUGGGUUUCAGUUUUGCCCUGAAGGUGGCAUCUCCACCAUCUCACCACUCAUCCGCAUUGAUUUCUGUCUUGAGUGGGAUGUUUGUUGUCAUCACAGCAUCUAAGGGGAUUCCUGGUAUUGAGCCUCUGGAGUACCUGUACGCACCUCUUGCUUUGACUCUCCACAGUCUAUCACUGAUCAACCUGGCAAAGGUUUCUGAGGUUGAACGCCAGAAGCCUCCUGGCAUCCAAGCCUCUGUUUUGGACAUCUACUAUGCCCAAUUGGUCAACCAGAGUGGCGUCCUGGGCUUCUUGUGGCUUCUGCACCCAGACAGUCCCUGGGAAGUGUUGAGACAGAGCAGUUGGCGCAAUCUGCUCUUCCACGGAUACCUGCUCGCCAUUGUCCUACUGGGAAUGGUUCUCAAUUUCCUGGUGUGCAUUUUUGCUCUCUGUGUCUCCCCACUUGCUGCUGCACUGCUAUAUUCAGCGAGGUAUAUGGUCCAGCCGUUUUUUCAGCUUUUGUAGUUUCCCUGUAUGAUAUAGAAACUCAGAAAUGCAGACUCUAUAAACUAUCUAUCACCACUAUCAAGGGUUUAAGUAGUAUUUAUAAUGGUGUUCAAUGAAAAGUCUUGGAUUGUAAAAAGAAAUUUGAAAAGAUUACCCUCAGGUGAAACCUCUAACAUUAAGCAGAUUAGAAUUGAGAUUUUUAGAUGAAAAGUGUUGCAUAGCCUACAGAAAUCAGCAGCUAAACUGAAAUGAAUAUCAGGAAACUUGCUACAGGGACCACAGGACCCAAUUUUGAAAAGGCAGUUAAAUACCAUUUCACCACCAUGGCCUGUUGCAUUGAGCAAAUUCCAAGAAACUAUUUGAUGUCUUCUAAGAGAGAGCUAAAAGUAAGAACUGGUUAUGGUGAAACCAUCUGUUCACAUGUUAUAUUAGGCAGAAUUGACAUGAGAAAUGUCUUUCAAAUUUGAUCUAAGCUGACUUUUGACGCUUAGUUUAAAUCCGUGUUACAUAUACCAACAUGUGACUUGCCUCUGUUUCAUGCAAGUUGAUAUUUUUGUAAGAACCUGCAGAACAGAAGAAGUAAAACAUUUGCCAAAAUGUGGUAAUGAGUAACUAGUGGCAGGAUCUAAGGACAAGGCAUAGAUUAGAUAAAUUAUUUCAAAACUGAACUACCUAAGCAAAUUUCUCUUUUUUUGUGAAUGCUUCUGAAAAACCCUUUCAGAUAAAACAGGACAAAGGGGAACAGGUAUUUAUAUAUAUAUGGCAUAAAAACAUAUUUUCUAUCGGUGUUAAAAAUGUAAACCUUUCACUGAAUGAAUCUUAAACCAGAUGCUGGUUAAGGUUGGCCCUAAAUGAUUCUGAGUGUUCAGAUAAAAGGGCCUGGCAGCACUAAAUUGUCAUUAUUGAACUUAUGAUGCUUUUUGUCAUAAUUUAAGAUAUUGCAUCUUAUUUAAAUGUAUAUAUAUGUAUGUUUUAAAAUAAUCUUAAUCUUCACAAGGAUUUUUGAAGCACAUAUUUCUGUUGUUAAGCUGUGAAUGUUUAAUAAAACUGAAACUGAAAAAAAG
This is a messenger RNA of Girardinichthys multiradiatus, 2292 nucleotides long. RefSeq lists its product as uncharacterized. The transcript has 5 exons. Lineage: Eukaryota; Metazoa; Chordata; Actinopteri; Cyprinodontiformes; Goodeidae. The coding region runs from base 311 to 1246 and encodes 311 amino acids. The record is from RefSeq and is a predicted model, not a curated record.